UUGAAUUUUUCAAGUGAGCUAUCCACUGGCAUAACAGAUGACUAGAAUGGAAACUCCAGCCAGAUGAUAAUAAAGAGUCAUUCCUGAUGGUGCUAAUAUUUUUUCACUCCUUUGUCAACUAGUGAUACAUGCCGGAUUUCUAAAGAUAUAUCAGAUGAAGAAAAAGCAACAAUUGGUAGAAGAAAAACUGAAGUGUACAAUUGUCUUCAGAAGUUUGGGAUAAAUUGCACUAUGGUUGAGCAUUCCUUAUCUGAAACUCUUGGGAACAGAAGUCUUCCAUGCUUUGGGGUUUUUUUAAAAUGAGCAAUGUCCCCAAUAUUGCUAUAUUAGGUUCAGGUGGAGGUCUGAGAGCCAUGAUUGCACUUCAGGGUGUUCUGGCAGAACUCCAGAAGCAAGGCUUAUUGGAUGCUAUCAUGUAUCUCUGUGGAGUAUCUGGCUCUACCUGGUGUAUGUCAUAUAUCUAUGAGCAUGAGGAGUGGGUGACACAGUUUCCCAAUUUGGAAAUGAUGUUGUAUGAACAACUUACAAACUCAUCCUGGAGUGCCAAGAAAGCUUUUGAUGCUCUGGUAGAACCAAGUAAAGAUGAUACAUACUCCUUGACUGAUUUUUGGGGUAAUGUUAUUGUGAAUGCAUUGGUACACGAGCUGGAUGAGCAUUAUUUUUCUGAAGAAAGGAGUGUUUCGUCUAAUGGGAAAGUGCCUUACCCCAUCUAUGCAGCAAUAGAUUCAAACAAAUUAGCUAAUAAUUCUAAAACUUGUCCAGAUCUAUGGUUUGAAUUUACUCCUGAUGAAGCGGGAUACAUUCAUCCUGGAGCAUUUGUGGAUAUGAGGUUGUUUGGAAGUGUAUUUGAGAAUGGCAAGCUGAAGGAAAUUAAGGCGGAAAAAAACGUUUCCUAUUUGAGAGGUUUGUGGGGAAGUGGCAUUGCAAAUCUCAAAGAUAUAGAAGAUUAUAUUAAACAUCUGAUUUUUGAAAUUAAAAAUUUGGAAUUAGAGGGAGAAGAAGCGGAAGAAAUGGAAAAGGAUGUAGAAGUAGAAGAAUCACAAGGUUCUGGAUGUGACUGUCAUUCAGUUUCAAAUGUAAUUAAUCACCUGGCGCAUGCCAUAGAAGAGAACUCCCAUGAAGACUAUGAUGAACACAUUAGAAAGUUGAUUAAGCUUCUAGAAGGCAAGUAUAUGCUGAGCAAAGUAGAAGAUGAGCCUAUAAGAUUUUCUGUCUCUGAGAGAUUUCAACGCAUCAUCUAUAAAGAAACAAAAAGAAGCUUUUGGGAUACACUGAGAAUUCUGAAAAAAACCCUGUCUUGUAUCAUCAAAUGGAAAUGGGGGACCAUCUACAACUAUCUCUAUAAAUGCACUGAACUUAAUGACAAGGAUCUGGAAAGUCAGGAAGACAUCCAGCUGGUUGAUGCUGGUCUUGCUAUGAAUUCUGCUUACCCACUUGUCUUGCGUCCAGAGAGAGGGGUGAAACUCAUUCUCUCAUUUGACUUCAGUGCGGGAGAUCCUUUUGAGACUGUCAAGGAUGCAGCCUUGUAUUGUAAGGAAAGUCAACUUCCCUUCCCUGAUAUUGAUGUUUCGGAGCUGGAAAAGGAUAAAGACAACCCUUCUGAUUGCUACAUCUUCCAAAGCAACAAUGCCCCAGUUGUCAUGCACUUCCCACUCUUCAAUAUACGGAACUGCAGAGAUAAAGUUGAAGAUUGGAGAGAAAAAUAUCCCAGCAUUAAAAUUUCUUAUACAGAAUGGGAUAUCAAAGAUCUACUGGAAGCAGCAAAAACAAAUGUGAAGAACAACACUGAAAAAAUCUUGCAGGCGAUGAAAAAUCUCAAUACUGUUUGAUCUCAUAGUUAGGUCAUGUGAUUCUGGCUAACAUUUUCUCAAGCCUUUUGUAAGCUCUGCUCAGUUUUAUUUGCCAUGCGAUCCCUUUUUCUACUUGUGGGAUGGAUGAAAACUUAAUUACAUCUAGCAGGUCCAUAUUUUUUUUAAUCAUUUGAGACUUUUAAUCAUGAGCCUUUUGAUUUUAUUACAAUUGUUCUGAGUAUGACUAAAACUAAAACCUCUUGACUUCAAA
Messenger RNA from Anolis carolinensis (green anole), 2061 nucleotides. Its product is annotated as cytosolic phospholipase A2 gamma. The transcript has 16 exons. Gene Ontology annotation, cellular component: nucleoplasm; nuclear envelope; cytosol. NCBI's taxonomy places the organism in Eukaryota, Metazoa, Chordata, Lepidosauria, Squamata, Anolidae. Gene Ontology annotation, biological process: glycerophospholipid catabolic process. The record is from RefSeq and is a predicted model, not a curated record. The coding region runs from base 279 to 1829 and encodes 516 amino acids. Gene Ontology annotation, molecular function: calcium-dependent phospholipid binding; calcium ion binding.